AAACAGUAAUAAUAAUAAUAAUAAUAGGAUACCUAAAUGAGAGUGGUGGUGGUGGAAGUGGGGGUAGGGGAUUGAGACGGGAAGGUCCUGAUAUCUGCGGAAGCGGAAACCGUUGCUUCGUGUCGCCUGCUGGAAGAUUCCUGAAUAUCUCUGCUACCUGGAUCUGGUUUCUUCUUCACUGACACCAUCCAGUAAAGACAGGAGGCAGAGAGAACAUCAGGAUGAAAGGUCACUGAUCUACAAUCUGCAAAGCAAGCCAUUAAACCCAAUACUUCAACAACAGAGGCUGAAUUAAAGCAAGCAGAGUUGGCUGCAUUCUUCACCUCCACUGGACAACAUGACGUCUUCAAUGCUUCGAAGACAGCUGAAGAACCUGGUCCAGAAUUACUCUGAGGCUGAGGUUAAGGUCAGAGAAGCAACGUCCAAUGAUCCAUGGGGUCCAUCCAGCUCUCAGAUGGCUGACAUCUCUGAUCUUACCUACAAUGCAGUGGCUUGCAAUGAGAUCAUGACAAUGCUGUGGAAACGGCUGAAGGAUGACAAGAACUGGAGACACAUCCAUAAGUCUCUGACUCUAUUGGAGUACCUCCUGAAGACAGGUGAUGAUCGCGUGAUGCUGAAAAUGAAAGAGAACAUCUACAUCGUCAAAGCUCUAACAGAGUAUCGCUUUGUGGAAAAGGAUGGCAAGGAUCAGGGCCUGAACGUAAGAGAGAAGGCAAAGGUUGUUCUUGUUCUUAUGGAGGAUGAUGAAAAACUAAAGGCAGAAAGAGAAUUUGCAGUGAAGACCAGAGAAAAGACAUCCAAAGAUUCUGCUGCAUCAUCCACAGACAAAGUCAAGGACCCCAACUACAAACCUGUCUAUGUUCCUGGAGCUUCAGGGCUUCCUAACUUAGACAACAUUCCAUCUGUGGCUGACUUGACUGCUUCUUUCGCUGCCCGCAAAGAGGAGCGGCUUCGACAAGAAGCAGAGAAGAAGGAGGCUGAGAGACGGGCCAAGAUGAGCGAAGAUGAGCUUAAAUGGGAGGAUGCCGCAAAGGCUGAUAAGUUAAAAAGUGAUGCAUGGGGCGGGGAGAAAGAAGAGGAGGUGAAAACAGAUCCUUGGGGAGCUUCAAAAGAACCUAGUACUGAUCCUUGGGGUGCUCCAGUAAAACCCGAAGAUCCAUUUGUUGCUGAAAAAACUGAUGAGGAUCCAUUCAAAGCCCCAAAAGACAAAGAGGAUCCAUUCACUGACCUUAAAGAUAAACCAGAUCCCUUCAGUUCUUCCAAUGGGGAUCCAUUUGUUGCUCCAAAGGAGGAUCCAUUUAAUGCUCCAAAAGAAGAUCCAUUCAAUGCACCAAAAGAAGAUCCAUUCAAUGCUCCAAAAGACGAUCCAUUCAAUGCUCCAAAAGAGGAUCCAUUCAUUGCUCCAAAGGACGAUCCAUUUAAUGCUUCAAAAGAGGAUCCAUUUAUUGCCCAGAAGGACGAUCCAUUUGUUGCUCCAAAGGACGAUCCAUUUGUUGCUCCAAAGGACGAUCCAUUUAGUGCCCCAAAGGACGAUCCAUUUGUUGCUCCAAAGGACGAUCCAUUUAUUGCUCCAAAGGACGAUUCAUUUGUUGCUCCAAAGGAUGAUCCAUUUAGUUCUGCAAAGAGUGAUCCAUUUGGUCCAAAGGACGACCCAUUUGUUGCUCCAAUUGACGAUCCUUUUGUUACUUCAAAGGACGAUCCUUUUAAUUCUCCGAAAGACGAUCCUUUUAAUUCUCCAAAAGACGAUCCAUUUAAAGCUCCUAAGGAUGAUCCAUUUAAUGCUCCAAAAAAUGAUCAAUUUAGUGCUUCAAAACAAAAUUUAAAAGAUGAUCCAUUUGAUGUUCCCAAGAAUGAUUCAUUUGAAGAUUCAAAAGGUCAUCCAUUCACUACAACAAAAGGUGAUCCUUUCUGUGCCUCAGCCAAUGAUCCUUUCACUGCUCCACUAUCUUCACCUCCAAAAGAAGAACCAUUAGCAGAGCCAAUGAUGUCUAAAGCCGACUCAUUCACUGGCAACACAGCACCACCUAAAGCCGCGUUUUCAUCACCGACUAAUUCUGUUCAAAACGAUCCUUUUGCAUCACCAACAACACCAAAUAAAGAGGACCCUUUUUCUACAACAGAUACAAAAGAUGCCCCUGUUACAGCUUCAUCAGCACCAUCAAAGGAGGAUCCAUUUACAGUGCCAUGUAGUCCACCAAUAGAAGCUGCUUCAGACCCCUUCAGUGCCCCUAUUUUGGGAUCCCCCCAAGAAACUGUAGAUACAUGGGGAGCUCAGACCAGUUCUCCACCUGCCACAGGCUCUGAUGCUUGGGGGGAACCAAGUGUUUCAAAGGAAACAAAGGGUGGCGAUCCCUGGGGGGGCGGCCCUAGUGUCUCAUUAUCACUUGGUGAUUCAGACCCAUUUGCAGAUCCAUCCAAACCAGAUGAUGACCCAUGGGGAGCUCCAGCUUCAGCUCCAGUAGCAUCAGAUGAUGCGUGGGGAACACCUGCUCGUCCCUCAGACUCCUCCCCAUCCAGCGACCCGUUUGGGGACGGGGCAUCUAAAAACAACGAUCCUUGGGGUGCACCGAGCAACACAGGUGGCAAUGGUGCAGAAAACACCUUUUAGAGUAGCAUUGGACCUUUAUUUUAUUUCAGGUAAGAAAACCACGAAAGAGGAAGAGUUUCGAAGAAAGACUGCUUCAUUUUUGGGCUCUACGGGGGCAUCACUGGUGGACUUAGAUAAUCUGUUCACUCUGAACCCCCAACCCAAACAACAGCCUCUCCCCAACAUGCUCACUGCUCGAAAACAAGCCAUCGGUAAGGUCAGACAAAAGCCAGAGCUCUGGAUCACAAACACUCUUAGAGACUCAGCCUUUGCACGGAUUAUGUGCAGAUCACUUGAUUAUAAAGAAGACGUAAUUCAUUUAACUGGGAACCAAAACAUUUUUGUUUCUGUUUAGAGAAUGGAGCUGAGAUUGUGUGACUGACUAACAGUUAUCAAUGUGUUUAUAUUGGAACGUUUAUUCUGAUCAUUUUGUACCAACCCACCCCUUCUAUGUGGUCUUGCUGUUGCAUAUAGAUGUAGGCUAUGUAACAUAAUGUGUGUGUUAUAGUCCUUCUGUAAAGUCACCCUCUAUAGGAAGUAGCAUUCAGUAACUUACCAACAUGUUUUCAUCCCUCUCCCUGCUCUGCUUUGGUGCACUUUCUCUUGGCUGGAAUGUUUCGAACCCUCCCCGCUCCCCCCGCCUCCUCUUAUCACUUACACUCCUUUCCCAGGCGCAUUCAAAGACAUGACAUCUGGUCCCUUGGUCGGAUCAGGGGCUUUGGCUCAAACUUUAGCCCCAAACUAUAAUCCAUUUGGUUGGAGUUCAGCACCGACUGAUGGUGCAGUUCAUCCUGCUGUCAGAGCUGCAGGUCGCUCUGAUGAAACUCUCUGGUUCAUGGAGCCCAUGCAUUCUCGGGGAAUGCCUUGUUCUUCUCUGGAUAUUCUGCAUGCAGCUCAGGACGCUCCAAAACCUGGAACAGAGCCGCCUGCCAUGCAAAGGGGAGUGGGAAUGUUGGGUUCUGAAUAUACGGUGGGGAAUAUCAUGGGAACAGGAGAUGCUCCAGCUGGUUUGUUUGGAGCAAAUGCAGCAGAUGUAAAUCCAUUUUUAAGUGUUUCGCCACAGACAAGAAACGAAGACAUCAUAUGCAAUGAUUCAAAUAAAACAAUCACCAACAGCACCAAUCCAUUUCUGAUUUAACAUUUUACUGAUUCUUCCACUGAGUCAAACUUUAUUCCUAUUAAAGAUCAAGAACAGUCACUUAAACGGCCCCUAAAAUUUGAUUGACAGGUCAUGACAUCCAGUUUUUAUUUUCAUAACUAUUCAUAGAUGUUGUGUUUAAGGCCUGUUUCCAUCUGUGCCUGAAAAUGAUCUUAAU
This is a messenger RNA of Cyprinodon variegatus (sheepshead minnow), 3903 nucleotides long. RefSeq names its product epsin-2-like. Gene Ontology annotation, molecular function: phospholipid binding; clathrin binding. NCBI's taxonomy places the organism in Eukaryota, Metazoa, Chordata, Actinopteri, Cyprinodontiformes, Cyprinodontidae. The transcript is spliced from 10 exons. Gene Ontology annotation, cellular component: endosome; clathrin vesicle coat; plasma membrane. The record is from RefSeq and is a predicted model, not a curated record. Gene Ontology annotation, biological process: endocytosis. Bases 338 to 2608 code for a protein of 756 amino acids.